ACCUAUGCGGAAUUAAUAAGAAGGGGAUGAUUUUUUGUUAAACGAAACUGCUUCUUUAUUAUUUGAGAUGCGCGUGGAUGUUUCUUCAGCUAGAUACUAACCGCGAAACUAUCAUUUCAAACCCGUGAAGUGUUUUCCUUCUCACGACUGUUAGCAUAUUAGCGGACAGAAAGAGUUCUUAGACAUUCAAGAUGGGAGACACAGCAAACGAACAACAUGGUCGUACAUCUGCAAACAAUUUGGAUGAUGGAAUAUCGCGUCUGGACAAGACAUUAAAUAAAAUCUACCUCCCAGAAAUCAUGGCAGCCAGACGGGUUAUUCAUUCCCGCAUGCGCAAAAAGCGGGAAAGGCAAAUGGCGGGUGGUCCCCGAAACGGCCCUACAUUGUACGACUACAUCAUGGAGAGCAGGAGACGGAAAGGUGGUGGACAGUCAGUCGGUAUGGGAGAGCAACAACCGCUCGAAGACGUUCCAGAGGGCGACGAAAAGCGCGAACACCAAGCUCCUACCCGACAGGACAGUGCCUUCCAGAGCGUGGAUCUGUCAGAGAUAGCGGGGCUCCGGGAGGACCCCAAUCGGACCCCAACUCCUCAGCCCACUUUCACGGACGGCCCCCAACAGGUUCGCCAGGAACGUCAGACAGACAGGACGGAGGCUGUGGCCGCACUUGCCACGGUAUCGGAGAAAACUCCGAAUUCCCGGUCGUCAUCAGGUCAGUCGUCCACUAAGUCCGAAGAGCUUCACGAACGUUACGAGCUCCAGGUGAAACCAGGCUACGCGGACGCUCAGCAGGUAGAAAUGGCAACAGCGGCGUGCAGAGUCAAUGAUCAGCGGAGAAACUCGUACCAUAGCACCACAGAUCGAAAAGUUAACUACAGACAAAAUUCAGCGUCUUCGGAUCCGGGGGAAGUGAGAGAGAAGUCUGUGAAGAAAAAGCAACAACAGCGGCAGGCGAAUGACCUUGACCUCGCCCAGAAGAUCAUUCUUAAGCGGAAGGUUGAGGAGUACAUAGACAGACAGGAACCGGAGACGACCAUUGAUGAAGUCGCUGAAUCCAGCACCAAGGAAGCGGCCUGGGCAGAGGAAUCGGAGGUCAAAGAGGAUGUAGUGAAGGAGUCGACUGAGAAGACAAAACACCACGGACGUGAAUCCAUCCAGACAGUGGUCUCUCAUAGAUCUGAAUCCUCAUCUGGGAAUUCCCCAGUAACGAGCCGCGAUGAGGUGUCGUCUGCCAUAUCCACCAAAUCACCCGAUGGAGUUAUAAGUGAGAAUUUCGAGAGACCGGAAAGCGGGACUAAAUCCCGUCCUUCCAUGGCGGGAUCUGACCUGAAUCCCCACCCUGUUCUACCGGGCAUCGGUACCCCUCCGGUCACGGAUGACAGUGGGUCCCUUCAACAAGAGGAAUCAGAGGAAGACGAUAACUUCCCUGUGGCUGAAGCUGUAACGGCGGGGGCAGUGGCGGCGGGGGCAGGAACCGCGGCGGCUGUUGCCAUCAAAGCGAACAAUUCGGAGAAAACCAAAAAAGAGAAAACCAAAGAGAACAAGAAACAAAGAAAGGACAGAAAGUUGUCUGCUAAAGUGGCAGAGGAAGCCAGUAAAGCUGACAAGCCGAAAGUUAAAGGGCCGAAAGCGGAUGCAGCAAGAGAAAAUGCGCCACAGAAGCCGGAGAAAAAGGAAAAAUCGAAAGAGGACAAGAAACCUUUGUCUUUGAUUGACAUGAGUCCAGGUGAAAUGAAAUCUACAAUAGAUGCAUUAGACAAAAUGGUGGACGCCAAUAUUCAAGAUGUUAUAGACAAUACGAAAGGCAAGAAACCAAUAAAAUCGACAGACUCAGAAAAUGACCGCCGAAUGGUGAAGGCUGUUAUGAACCCAGCCUUUCAAGCGGAAAUUAACAAUUUCCUGGCACAGACGUAGAUCAACAAGUUGUUUUCUUUCCUCAAAAUCGUUGGAUGCAUUUUAUUGUUGGAUGGGUAUUCAAGAGUGAAAGUAAGCACUUGGGUAUGAUGAAACCUAUAUGAUAUUGACAUUUCAAGAGAUAUUUCACUUUGUAUAACAUCAUCGAUGGAUAUUUUUCACUUAACACAAAUGUUGAUCUUCUGCAUAUAAAUGUAAUGUUGUUGACAUGGGGAUGUUCUCAGUAUUGGAUAUUAUAGCUAACAAAUGCCUUUCUCUUGGGCACAACCAAUAUCAACCCUACAAAGGGCGUCCACCUGAAUGUUUGCUAUUGUUGGUGAUGCGGUCUAAAUGAUAUUGAUAAUUAACUACCAUUUAGGUGUCAGUUAAUAAUGACAACAACAAUGUUGUAGGUACACCUGAGAGAUGCUGCAAGCUGUAGACCACCCUACAUGACCACAUACUGUCAUUUCCUUGCCGCACAUCAGAAGCAAACACACAAAUACUGAGAACUGUUUUUCCUUACAUCUGUUAUAUACUGACACUUUUCCCUCACUUGCUCAUUCAAGAAUACAUUAAUGUAAAAAACGCGUUUCAUCAUUCUGUGAUACGGAUCAUUACUGUGAUAUACUAUCGUCUUUUUGAUGUGCAUGUGUAGGCCUAGGGCUGUGUGUUGAAUGUGCACACUCUUCCAUGUUUAUGAGCACCUUCGUUAUUCCCAGUUUUAUGUAUAUUUAUUGACUGUCUAACUCAUUGUUCUAGUACGUGGUGUUGUACUAAUAAACUCUUACUUACAUGUUGUCUUUUCUAACAUUUGUACAAUAAUACUCUCAGAUCACCGAUUUUCCCCACAGCUAGGAUUGCUUGCUUUUAAUAUCUGUUUCAAAUAAACGAAGGAUCUAAAUCACAGUUCAGGUCGUCAAACAGUGAACGGAAGAUUGUUAUUUGGAAGUAGAAGAAGUUUUCUAUGAAAGGCAUUCGUGUGUAAUAACCGAUGCUUCAAACCAUGUACCUAGUCGAUAACACUUGCUUAAAACAUUAACAAGGUCAUUAUUUGUAUUAUACAAAAUAUCAUGCUAUGAAUCAAGAAAAAGUGUAAA
This is a messenger RNA of Liolophura sinensis, 2992 nucleotides long. RefSeq lists its product as uncharacterized. The record is from RefSeq and is a predicted model, not a curated record. The transcript is spliced from 5 exons. Lineage: Eukaryota; Metazoa; Mollusca; Polyplacophora; Chitonida; Chitonidae. The coding region runs from base 192 to 1913 and encodes 573 amino acids.